This is a messenger RNA of Candidula unifasciata, 495 nucleotides long. The record is from the annotation of a GenBank genome assembly. NCBI's taxonomy places the organism in Eukaryota, Metazoa, Mollusca, Gastropoda, Stylommatophora, Geomitridae.
AUGGAGGGUCACUUCCUGAGAGAUGGUGGUGGUUGUGCUGUUAAUCAAAACAAGAGGCCUGACAAAUUAGUUGCACAACUACAGCUAAAAGAUGUCAUCAGAGCAACAUCCAGUGGUCUGCAUGGCAUUGAACAUCUUAACUUACAAAAUGUUUCAAAUGAGACCGAGCUGCUCAAAAGACAAAUGCUGUCAGAGUUUGUACCUCGACCACCCAAGAGAGAAAGGAGAAUGAAGCCAGUGUUUCAUGAGAAGGAUCAGUACCUCACACGACCAAGAGUCACUGCUCACUCAGCUGUGGAUCCAGCAUCAAGUAUUGCUUUAGACUCGAGAACCAGGAGAUACCCGUACCUCAACAAAAGACUUGUCACUACUGCAGAUUUGAAGAAACCUCAUAUAUCUUCUCUGGGUGUGAUACCAGUUCGUUCAAGUGCAGAAAUUCCAUUCCUGAGGGUGGUUCUGGAAGGUGUCCCUGCAGCAGCAGUUCUUGAAGAAGAG